Messenger RNA from Hydractinia symbiolongicarpus, 1623 nucleotides. RefSeq lists its product as uncharacterized. The record is from RefSeq and is a predicted model, not a curated record. Gene Ontology annotation, biological process: DNA integration. Gene Ontology annotation, molecular function: nucleic acid binding. NCBI's taxonomy places the organism in Eukaryota, Metazoa, Cnidaria, Hydrozoa, Anthoathecata, Hydractiniidae. Bases 1 to 1623 code for a protein of 540 amino acids. The transcript has 5 exons.
AUGUCGAACGAAGUUACGAAGAAGAAAAUACAACUUAAAACUUUAAAGAAACUUACAACAGAGUUAUUUACUAAGUCGAGUAAAAUCAUACACGACGCAGAGUUAUCUAUCGAAAAAAAGAUGUUAAAAUUACGACCACUCAAAGAUGUACUACAUGGGAAAACAGGAUAUGUUAAGAACUUUUAUGAACAAUUAAAUAUCGAAAAAGAUAAUCAAGGCAUUUAUCGCUGUCAAGGCCGUUUACAACAUGCACCUCUACCGUAUCAAGCCAGAUUUCCCGCCGUAAUCAAUCAGAAACAUAAAUUAGCAGAGUUAAUUGUUCUAGAAAAACAUGCAAUCGUGAAACACGCAGAAGUUAGUCAAAAGUUAACCGAGAUCAGACAGGAGUACUGGAUAAGUAAAGGGCGUAGUUUUGUCAGAAAGAUGUUACGACCUUGUGUAACGUGCAGGAAAUUCCUUGGAAAGCCGUAUCCGUACCCAUCACCACCACCGUUGACAAAGUUGCGGUUAAAUGAUAGUAGGACAUUCGCCGUGAUUGCGGUUGAUAAUUGUGGUCCUUUAUUUGUCAGGAACAUGUACGGGGCAGAUAGAAGUAUGUUGAAGGCGUGGAUUGUUCUGUUUACUUGUGCAGCUAGUCAGGGAAUAGUGCUUGAUUUGGUAUCUGACAUGAGUGCUGACUCAUUCAUUUGGAGUUUAGAGCUUUUUCUAAGUCGUAGAGGUUGCCCAAACGACAUAAUAUCCGACAAUGGAAGAAACUUCAUCGCACGGUCCACGCAGAAUUAUGCUACUCAAUACAACAUCAAGUGGCAUUUCAACUUACCACUCGCGCCAUGUUUUGCUCCAGAUAGAACAAUAGUGAACAACAGACCGAUAACCUAUGUGUAUCUUAUGGAAUUACAACAAUGUCUCACGCCGAAUCAUCUACUAUUUGCACGUCGUCUUGAGUCUAUAUAUUUAUCACCGCAUGACACAUCACUCGCGUAUAUUGAUGUCACAGCCCACCAUCAACAGAUAUAUCUCACCGAACUGCGUGUACAAAACCGCCAUAAGAAGACACAGGAGGUAAAACUUGACGACAUCGCGUUAAUACAAGACGAGAAAUUGCCACGAUCCUUGUGGAGAAUAGGCAGAGUUUUAAAUAUUUUGGAAAGUAAGGACAAUAAGAUAAGAGGGGCCGAAAUUAUACUAUCCAACUCAACCUUCCUUAAGAGACCUGUCAGAAGCCUUUACCCCGUCGAAUACAGUCCUCAGAAAAACGUAGACAAACAAAGUGAUAACAUUUGCAAUAUAACGCAACGUCGUUCGCGUAGAGAAGCAGCUAUCGUUGGCGAGCUUAAAAAUAAAAGGUUUGAUGUAAAUAUUAAUAACAAAAUGGAGGCGAAGAUGAGCCACAAAACGUGUUUGCAAAAAAAAAAUUAUUUGAAUUUCCACGCAAAAUAUAAAAUGGUAGAUAAGUGGCUACGUAUGAGAGUUGAAGCCGGAGAUGAAAAUAAGAAUAACAUAUUUAGCUUAAUCCGAUCGCAGAACAACAGAGAAAAAAAUGUGACAAUACAAUAUAAGCAGCUUGCAACUAAAUUAGCAAAAAUACACAGAAGUAAACCUUUCGGUAAUGUGAAGUUAUGA